Vespula pensylvanica (western yellowjacket) is the source of this 481-nucleotide messenger RNA. RefSeq lists its product as uncharacterized. The transcript is spliced from 3 exons. Lineage: Eukaryota; Metazoa; Arthropoda; Insecta; Hymenoptera; Vespidae. The record is from RefSeq and is a predicted model, not a curated record. Bases 164 to 403 code for a protein of 79 amino acids.
UUGAAAACUACACACGGCUGAACAGUGACAUCAAUCGACGUUCAGUUUGUACAGUCUGUUGUGAUAAGGUCUUUUCAAGAACUGUUUGUUUCGUGGUUCAGAUUCGUAGUCGUAAGUUACUUUUGAUCGAUCGUACGAAGAGAAGGCAUUAUAUAAUUAAAAUAUGGCUGAUACACCAUCUAAAUCUCGUCCAAUGAAAUAUCCAUAUACAACAGCUGCGCAAAUAGCACAGUUUCCAUAUCGACAUUAUAUGAAACAUAGUUGGUUAAUGAAAUACUGGAUGAUUGCUAUAGUAGUCUGUGCACCAUUAUUUAUAAAGAUUCAAAAAUUAUCCUAUGCAGAAGAAAAUGUUAAGGUAUGGAAUGAAAAGAGGAAGAAAGAAUUUGAAGGGCAUGGCCAUUAAGAAAAAACUUCAAUUAGUACAUAACAUGUUGUAACAUUAAAUGUAAAAGCAAAAAUAAAUUAAUCUAUACUCAUAUAA